AUGGGCAUUCUCGAACAUCUCAAGCCCUCGAGAGGCCUCCGUGGAGGAUGGCUGACCUUUUGGUUCGCCGUGGGAUGCGGUGCUGACAUGGCGCUCUACGGUUACGACCAGGGAGUCUUCGGUGGCGUCGUGAUCUCCCCCGACUACCUCCGCGUGCACGAUCUAGAAGGACCAUCAAGGACAAAUGUUCUCAGCACAGUGACGGCCAUCUACAAUGUCGGCUGUUUCUUGGGUGCGGUUUGCGCUACAUGGGUAGGCGGAAAGCUGGGGCGCAAACGAUCCGUUAUUCUGGGAAUCGCCAUCAUGACCGUCGGCGCUAUACUACAAACCACUUCCUAUGGCGUGCCCCAUAUGAUAAUCGGCCGGAUUGUCUCUGGCAUUGGGAAUGGAAUCAACUCUUCCACUGUGCCUGUUUGGCAGUCUGAGACCGCUCCGGCCAGGUUGAAGGGAAAGCUGGUCAUUUUGCAGAACGCUCUUUUACUUGUUGGCUUUUCGAUGUCCAACUGGAUCAACUAUGGCCUUGCCUUUGCCGACGGUCCUGUUUCCUGGCGCUUCCCGCUCGCUUUUCAGCUUGUCUUUAUUAUCAUGAUUUAUCUAGUCAUUCCAUGGCUCCCGGAGUCACCGAGAUGGCUCGUCAUGAAGGGGCGAGAUGAAGAGGCGUUGAAGAUCCUAUCGGACAUCGAGGACAAACCCACAAACGACGCUUUAGUCGUCUCUCAAUUGCAAACUAUCAAGUACACCGACGAAUACGAACGCACAAACGGGAUGAGUUGGGGAGAACUUCUGCGAGGAAAAGGCUCCGGCAAAACCGGCACCAAGACAAUUCGUCGAUUGAUUUUGGGAAUGGGAACGCAGUCUAUGCAACAGUUCGCCGGCAUUAAUGUCACAUCAUACUACAUGCCAACAGUCCUAACAACGUCCGUCGGGUUGAGCCCUGACCUAGCACGACUCCUGGCCGCCUGCAACAGCGUUCAGUACCUCCUUUGGUCGUUCCUCGGUAUCAGACAAGUCGACCGCUGGGGCCGUCGUAAAACCAUGAUCUUCGGCGCAACAGGGCAAUGCUUCUGCUAUAUCAUCAUCACUGCCCUUAUCCGAUACAACGAGAUGCCUGGGUAUCCAAACGCACAGCAAGUCGCGUCUGCCUCCGUGGCGUUCUUCUUCCUCUACUAUGUUUUCUUCGGCAUUGCCAUGCAAGGCAUACCGUGGUUAUACCCCACCGAAAUCAACUCCCUCACAAUGCGAACAAAGGGCGCUGCCAUCGGCGCCGCAAUAAACUGGAUUCUUAACUUCAUGGUCGUUGAAAUCACGCCUAUCGGGAUUCAGAACCUCGGCUGGCGAUUCUAUAUCAUCUGGAUCGUCCUCAAUGCGGCAAUGGUGCCCACCAUGUACCUUUUCUAUCCGGAGACUGCGGGACGCACACUAGAGGAUAUGGACGAGUACUACCGCACAAACCCACCUCUGUUGGUCUAUCGUGACAAAGAGGCCGUUUCGGCCAAGAGACCGGAACGGUACAGACUCAGGGAAGAGGAGGUUAUUCGGAAGAACGAUUUCGGGCAGGGUUCCGCUGGAGAGGAGGGUGAGAAGAAAGAGGAUGGGCUCGUUCAGCACCACGAGGUUGUAGCGCGCUGA
This is a messenger RNA of Aspergillus mulundensis, 1629 nucleotides long. RefSeq names its product sugar porter family MFS transporter. The record is from RefSeq and is a predicted model, not a curated record. Gene Ontology annotation, molecular function: carbohydrate:proton symporter activity. Gene Ontology annotation, cellular component: membrane. Gene Ontology annotation, biological process: transmembrane transport; carbohydrate transport. The transcript is spliced from 5 exons. The coding region runs from base 1 to 1629 and encodes 542 amino acids. NCBI's taxonomy places the organism in Eukaryota, Fungi, Ascomycota, Eurotiomycetes, Eurotiales, Aspergillaceae.